Cercocebus atys (sooty mangabey) is the source of this 1599-nucleotide messenger RNA. RefSeq names its product X-ray repair complementing defective repair in Chinese hamster cells 2 (gene XRCC2). The record is from RefSeq and is a predicted model, not a curated record. Gene Ontology annotation, cellular component: Rad51B-Rad51C-Rad51D-XRCC2 complex; replication fork; centrosome. Bases 96 to 938 code for a protein of 280 amino acids. Gene Ontology annotation, molecular function: four-way junction DNA binding; ATP-dependent DNA damage sensor activity; ATP binding. Gene Ontology annotation, biological process: double-strand break repair via homologous recombination; DNA strand invasion. The transcript is spliced from 3 exons. Lineage: Eukaryota; Metazoa; Chordata; Mammalia; Primates; Cercopithecidae.
GUGGGCUGGUUUGACGGGCAGUGGCGUCUGCGCCGUUGGUGAAUGGCGUUGGUGGCGGGAAAGUUGAGUGUCUCUUGCGCCGAGCCUUCGGGGCGAUGUGUAGUGACUUCCAUAGGGCUGAGUCUGGGACCGAGCUCCUUGCCCGACUUGAAGGUAGAAGUUCCUUGAAAGAAAUAGAACCAAAUCUGUUUGCUGAUGAAGAUUCACCUGUGCAUGGUGAUAUUCUUGAAUUUCAUGGCUCAGAAGGAACAGGAAAAACAGAAAUGCUUUAUCACCUAACAGCACGAUGUAUACUUCCCAAAUCAGAAGGUGGCCUGGAAGUAGAAGUCUUAUUUAUUGACACAGAUUACCACUUCGAUAUGCUCCGGCUGGUUACAGUUCUUGAGCACAGACUAUCCCAAAGCUCUGAAGAAAUAAUCAAAUACUGCCUGGGAAGAUUUUUUUUGGUGUACUGCAGUAGUAGCACCCACCUACUUCUUACACUUUACUCGCUAGAAAGUAUGUUUUGUAGUCACCCGUCUCUCUGCCUUUUGAUUUUGGAUAGCCUGUCAGCUUUUUACUGGAUAGACCGUGUCAAUGGAGGAGAGAGUGUUAACUUACAGGAGUCUACUCUGAGGAAAUGUUCUCAGUGCUUACAGAAGCUUGUAAAUGACUAUCGCCUGGUUCUUUUUGCAACGACACAAACGAUAAUGCAGAAAGCCUCGAACUCGUCGGAAGAACCUUCUCAUGCCUCUCGACGCCUGUGUGACAUGGACAUAGACUACAGACCCUACCUCUGUAAGGCAUGGCAGCAACUGGUGAAGCACAGGAUGUUUUUCUCCAAACAAGAUGAUUCUCAAAGCAGCAACCAAUUUUCAUUAGUUUCACGUUGUUUAAAAAGUAACAGUUUUAAAAAACAUUUUUUUAUUAUUGGAGAAAGUGGGGUUGAAUUUUGUUGAUAUGUAUCAUAAAAUUAGUCUUUUGCAGGGUACUAUGCAAACCUUAAAAUUUUUCUUUCUCAAGACAGAGUCUCACUCUGUCUGGAGUGCUGUGGCUGGAGUGCAGUGGCACAAUCAUGGCUCACUGCAGCCUUGAACUCCUGGCGUCAAGGGAUCCUCCUAUGUGUGCCUCCCAGAGUGCAGGGAUUACAGGUGUGAGCCACUGCUCGUGGCCACAAGUUUUCUUUUCUUUCUUUCUUUUUUUUUGAGACAGAGUCUCACUCUGUUUCCCAGGCUGUUGGAGCGCAGUGGCACGAUCUCGGCUCACUGCAACCUCUGCCUCCUGGGUUCAAGCGAUUCUCCUGCCUCAGCCUCCCAAGUAGCUGGGAUUACAGGCACUCACCACCACGCCGGCCUAAUGUUUGUAUUUUUAGUAGAGACACGGUUUCACCACGUUGGCCAGGCUGGUCUCAAACUCUUGACCUCAAGUAAUCCACCCGCCUCGGCCUCCCAAAGUGCUGGGAUUGCAGGCCCGUGCCUGGCCCUAAAGUUUUAAACUCCAGGGGAAUUAACAGUAUUUCUUUACAGAAUGGAUUUGUUAAACUAGCACAGUAAAACUAAAGACUAUUCUGUUUCUAGGCUGUUGAAUCAAAGUGAUUUUAGCAAUUAAACUUUGUAUUAA